GUCCGCGCUCCCCGGCAGCACCGCGCCGGGCACAUGGAGGCUCCCCUGGAACCCGCGCCCGGGCGGGUAGGCCCGGAGAACACCUCGGAUCGCCGCGGGCUGCGCCGCCUGCUGUUUUCCGACUUCCGAGAGGAGCUGCGGGAGCUCCUGAUCCUGGCGGGCCCCGCGUUCUUGGCCCAGCUGAUGAUGUUCCUGAUCAGUUUCAUAAGCUCUGUGUUCUGCGGCCAUCUGGGCAAGCUGGAACUGGAUGCAGUCACACUUGCAAUUGCAGUUAUCAAUGUCACUGGCAUUUCAGUGGGACAUGGCUUAUCUUCUGCAUGUGACACCCUCAUCUCCCAGACAUACGGGAGCCAGAACUUGAAGCAUGUGGGGGUCAUCCUACAGAGGGGCAUGCUCAUUCUGCUCCUCUGCUGCUUUCCCUGCUGGGCGCUUUUCCUCAACACUGAGCACAUCUUGCUGCUYUUCAGGCAGGACCCGGAUGUGUCCAGGCUUACACAGACCUAUGUGAUGAUCUUCAUUCCAGCUCUUCCUGCAACCUUUCUUUAUAUCUUACAAGUUAAAUACUUGCUCAACCAGGGAAUUGUUCUGCCCCAGAUCCUGACGGGAGUUGCCGCUAACCUUGUCAAUGCCCUUGCCAACUACCUGUUUCUCCAUCAACUGCAUCUUGGGGUGAUGGGUUCUGCAUUGGCCAAUAUGAUUGCUCAGUUCACCCUGGCUCUCCUCCUCUUUCUCUACAUCCUUGGGAGGAAACUGCAUCAAGCUACAUGGGGAGGGUGGUCCCUGGAGUGCCUGCAGGACUGGGCCUCCUUCCUGCGCCUGGCGAUCCCAAGCAUGCUCAUGCUGUGCAUCGAGUGGUGGGCCUACGAGAUUGGGAGCUUCCUGAGUGGUAUCCUUGGCAUGGUGGAGCUGGGAGCUCAGUCCAUCGUGUACGAGCUAGCCGUCAUCGUGUACAUGAUCCCUGCGGGCUUCAGUGUGGCUGCCAACGUCCGGGUAGGAAAUGCUUUGGGUGCUGGCAACAUUGAGCAGGCAAAGAAGUCCUCUGUGGUUUCCCUGCUGGUCACAGAGCUCUUUGCUAUAACAUUUUGUGUCCUGCUGUUAAGCUGUAAGGACCUCGUGGGAUACAUUUUCACUACUGACCGAGACAUCGUUGCUCUGGUGGCUCAGGUGGUUCCAAUUUAUGCUGUGUCCCACCUCUUUGAAGGACUUGCUUGUACGAGUGGUGGCGUUCUGCGGGGAACUGGAAGUCAGAAGGUGGGAGCCAUUGUUAACGCCAUUGGGUAUUACGUGAUUGGUCUCCCCAUUGGGAUCUCACUGAUGUUUGYGGCCAAGCUUGGAGUGAUUGGUCUGUGGGCAGGGAUCAUCAUCUGUACUGUCGCUCAAGCUGUGUGCUUUAUAGUCUUUAUUGCUCGGCUCAACUGGAAACAAGCCUGUCAACAGGCUCAAGUACAUGCCAAUUUGAAGGUCAAUGUGGCCCCAGAUGAGAAUUCUGCUGUCCCUCAAGAUCCAGUUUACCCAGUGGGUCCUGAAAACCAUGGAGAAAUUUUAAUGAGAGAUGCUGGAAAAAAAGAUGAGACUCAGUUGGACCAGCAGAUGCCCCAAGAACAACCUUCACCUGUCCAUCCAAAGAACAAUGAUAAAUUGUCUGUGCCACAGUUGGUUCUACGGCGAGGACUCCUGCUCGUGGGCGUCAUUUUAAUCUUGCUAUUGGGGAUUUUAGUGAGAGUAUAUGUCAGAAUUCAGUGAUGUGCCAAGAGAGAGAUGGUCAGUCAGGUCAAGGGAUACAGAUGUUCCUCAACUUACAAUGGGGCUACCUCCUGACAAACCCAUUGUAAAUUGAAACUGUCACAAGCUGGGGCUGGGGUUGCAGCUCAGUAAUAGAACUCAUGCUUAGCUUGAGGGUCUAGGUUCAAUCCCCAACCCGAUGUGUGUAUAAGUUGAAAGUGCAUUGAAUCCACCUAUCCUACCAUUCAGUGUGAGUAACACAGCACACAGUGGCAUGUGAUGGUGGGGCUGUGGGAGCUGCAACUUGCUGCUACAGCCCGGCAUCUCAGAGAGGAUCAUACUGCGUUAUCUCGAACCUGGGAAAAGCUCCAAAGUACAGUUUCUACUGAAUGUGUAUCACUUUUGAAGCAUCAUAAAUGGAACCAGUGUUAAGUCAGGGACUACCUGUACUUUUGAGCUUACAUACAAAUAAUUCAUAGGCUUAGCAGCAGCAGUUCAUUUUCAGAUCCUGUAAUUUAGUUGUGACUGUGGAUUUUAAGAAUGGAGAAUUCAAAGAUAUAUUUUUCUAAUGAAGCAGAGAGACUAAGAAGGUAUACGGUUGAUUUUGG
This is a messenger RNA of Urocitellus parryii (Arctic ground squirrel), 2330 nucleotides long. RefSeq names its product multidrug and toxin extrusion protein 1-like. Lineage: Eukaryota; Metazoa; Chordata; Mammalia; Rodentia; Sciuridae. Gene Ontology annotation, biological process: xenobiotic detoxification by transmembrane export across the plasma membrane. Gene Ontology annotation, molecular function: antiporter activity; xenobiotic transmembrane transporter activity. Gene Ontology annotation, cellular component: membrane. The record is from RefSeq and is a predicted model, not a curated record.